Striga asiatica is the source of this 624-nucleotide messenger RNA. Lineage: Eukaryota; Viridiplantae; Streptophyta; Magnoliopsida; Lamiales; Orobanchaceae. The record is from the annotation of a GenBank genome assembly.
AUGAGAUUGACUAAAAAAGUCCAAAGUCUUGGGAUUAUUAUGUUUGCCAAGUUUCCUAGUUGUAUAAUACAAGGCCUUUUUCGGGCCGAUUCCACCCCAGAAUUUGAUUUCCGAGCAAAAGCCUCCUCGUUAAGAGAUGCUGACUCUGGGCCUAAAGCCUCCUCGUUAAGAGAUGCCGACUCUGGGCUUAAAGCCUCCUCGUCAAGAGAUGUUGCUGAUUGUGGCCCAAGUGUUUGCUUUCCGGGCACAUUCCCAGAGCUUUUAAGCCCAAUGGACUCGACCAUCCCACGACUUAAAUACGUAAACUCGUUGGAUACCUUCUCCGGCUGCAAGGUUGAAGUAGAGAUCGACGAUGUUAGGGCAGUUCAUGCUCUCGAGCAUAGGCUCUGGGCAAACCUGCGGUCAAGGAGCGAGUCGGACGAUAUGCCAAGUGCUUGCCUGUCGACCCCACACGACCUGAUGCACUCGUCGGUCUCGAGCAAGUUUCUAAUCUUGUCAGCCACGAUCUCGGAGGUCCCACAUGUGCGACUCUCAAGCACGCAUCGCUUGCCGGAUGACGACACAGAGAACGCACAUGAUUUCUCAUCGAGGUCCUCACAAAGGAUGUCCAUACCUACACGAUAG